Molecule: messenger RNA, 2394 nt
Organism: Pipistrellus nathusii (Nathusius's pipistrelle)
Lineage: Eukaryota; Metazoa; Chordata; Mammalia; Chiroptera; Vespertilionidae
Source: the annotation of a GenBank genome assembly
AUGGGUGUGAGAGGCUUGCAGGGGUUUGUGGCAAGCAGCUGCCCACGUGUAUGUACAGUAGUGAAUUUCAAAGAGCUGGCCGAGCAGCACCAAAACAAGCAUCCCGGAUGCACUCCCACUGUCGUGGUGGAUGCCAUGUGCUGUCUCCGGUACUGGUAUAUCCCUGAAUCAUGGGUUUGCGGUGGCCAGUGGAAGGAAUACUUUUCUGUCUUGCGAGAUUUUGUGAGAAUUUUUACGGAUGUUGGCAUCAAGUUGGUAUUCUUCUUCGAUGGUAUGGUGGAGAAGGAGAAGAGAGAUGUUUGGGUGAAACGGAGACUCAAGAACAACAGGGAGAUUGCCAGGAUUUUCCAGUAUAUAAAGAAGCACAGGGAGCAGCCCAGCAGGAGCAUGUUCUUCAUCCCCUCGGGGCUGGCCAUCUUCACACGGUUUGCUCUGAAGACGCUGGGCCAGGAAACACUGUGCUCCUUACAGGAGGCUGACUAUGAGGUGGCUUCUUACGGCCUCCAGAAUAACUGUCUAGGGAUCCUCGGAGAAGACACCGACUACUUAAUUUAUGAUUCCUGUCCCUAUUUUUCAAUCAGUGAGCUCUGCCUGGACAGCCUCAACACCGUCAUGUUCUGCAGGGAGAAGCUCUGUGCAAGUCUUGGCCUCUGCCUGGCAGACCUUCCGCUUCUGGCCUGCCUGCUGGGCAACGAUGUUGUCCCAGAAGGCAUGUUUGAAAACUUUCGGUACAAGUGCUUGUCCUUCUAUACCUCCGUGAAAGAGAACUGUGACAGGAGAGGCAGCAUCAUCUUAGCUGUAGCAGACCACAUAGCUAAAGUUCUUCGGGUGUAUCAGGGUGAGAAAAAGCUGGAAGAGAUGUUACCUUUGGGACCAAACAAAGCUCUUUUUUAUAAGGGGAUAGCAUCAUAUCUUUUACCAGGACAGACAUCUCCAUGGAUUCCCCCAAAAGCCAAAGCUAUAACAACUUUGCACAAGCAGGUAGUAUCCGUGGGUUCAGACCCUGAAUCCAAGCAACAAAGUCCUGAGAGUACAGAUUCUGAAUCCAAGCAAGAAAGUCCUGAGAGUUCAGACCCUGAAUCCAAACAAGAAAGUUCUAAGAGUACAGAUUCUGGAUCCAAGCAAGAAAGUCCUGUGUGUACAGACCCUGAAUCCAAGCAAGAAAGUCCCAUGUGUACAGACCCUGAGUCCAAGCAGGAAGACCCCAUGUGUACAGAUCCUGAGUCCAAGCAGGAAGUUCCCAUGUGUACAGACUCUGAGAUCAAGCCGGAAGUUCCCAUGUGUACAGACCCUGAAUUCAAGGAGGAAGACCCCAUGAAUAUGGAGCCUGAAAUCCAGCGACAAGUAACCAUGGUUACAGACACUGAAAUCUUAAAGGUUGCUAGAGCCCAGCACGUCCAUGCGGAGAGCUACCUGGUGUACAACAUCAUGGCCAGUGGGGAAAUUGAGUGCAGCAACACCUUGGAGGAUGUCCUGGACCAGGCCCUGCCCAGCCAGGCUUUCGUCUACCGCCCGGUGCGGCAGCGUGUCUACUCCCUCCUGCUGGCGGAUGGCCAAGACGGUGCCAGCUGCCCGCCCGUCCAGGAGUGGUUUGUGUACUCUGGGAACCCGCUGACACACCCAGACCUCGUCAGGCCUCUGCAGAUUAGCCUCCCAGGGGGAACGCCUAGUUUGAAACUGCUGUGGCUGAACCACGAGCCUGGGACCCAAGCACGGCGCAUGGAGGUGCUCCUCGCCUGCUUCGACCUCUCCUCCUCGAGUGAAGAGCUGCAGGCCGUGGAGAGCCCCUUCCAAGCGCUGUGCUGCCUCCUCUCCUACCUGUUUGUGCAGGUGGACACACUGUCCCUGGAGGACCUGCAUGCCUUCAUCGCUCAGGCUCUGUGCCUCCCAGGGAAGUCAGCUGGGCAACUCGCAGACUUACAGCUCGACCACGUGGACCCCAGAGCCGUGCAGCUGGGCUCCCUCCUGGUCCGAGGCCUGACCAUGCUGCUGCUGGUCAACAGUGCGUGCGGCUCCCCCUGGAGCACAAGCGACCUCAUGCCAUGGAACCUCUUUGAUGGGAAGCUAUUCCAUGAGAAGUACCUGCAGGCUCAGAAGGGAUACUCGGUGGAGGCCCUCGUGGAGCAGAACAGGGCGCUGUUUACCCACUUCCACCAGCUGAAGACCGUGGUGUGCAAGGCCUGCCAGCGGGAGGACCGGCGCAUCGCCAGCCGGCAGCUGUGGCAGCCGCUCCACUCAGGGAGGCGGGGAAGACCGGGAUCUGGUGCCCAUAGGAAGAGCUUCGGAAACAGCCGUUCGGACCAAGGACAGCACUGGAGAGAGCAGGGCCCAGGAAGCAAACAGCAGGAGCCGAACCCGUGGAGAAGGGGUCCCUCAUCUGGGUGGUCCAACUGA